UUUGCCGAGCAACGCGUGCUUUUUUUUUGCAAUAAAUUGAACUUUUGGCAAUCCGACAGGUAUCCACCGGUAGAUUUCGAAAGAAAUGGGUGAUGUUACGGGUCUGAGCAAUGCAGAAGCCGACGAGCUGUGCAAAAAACCAGAUGCUGCAACCAAGGACUUUCUGUUCCAACAAACCAUGUACCGCAUCAAGGAUCCACGCAAAUCGCUGCCUUUUUAUACGGGAGUUCUGGGCAUGACGCUGCUGGUGAAAUUGGACUUUCCGGAGGCAAAGUUUUCCCUCUACUUCAUGGGCUAUGAAAACCCCGCCGAUGUGCCCAAAGAUCCCAAGGAGCGACGAAGCUGGGCAAUGAGCCGCAAGGCCACCAUUGAAUUGACGCACAACUGGGGCACUGAAUACGAUCCGGAUCAAAGCUAUCACACGGGCAACAGCGAGCCUCGCGGCUAUGGUCACAUCGGUCUGAUGGUACCCGAUGUCUAUGCUGCCUGCAAACGCUUCCAGGAGCAGGGCGUGGAGUUUGUCAAGAAGCCCGACGAUGGCCGCAUGAAGGGUCUGGCUUUCAUCAAGGACCCGGAUGGCUACUGGAUUGAGAUUUUCAAUGCCAAUACCGUGCCGAACUAGAGCAGGGCCAUAUUCAGUUUUAAAUUCUUUUGCACAUUUGUUUUUUUAACCAAUUUUUACACACUUGUUUAUGCUCGUUUUUUUCUAUUUUUCGUAAAGGCAUUGCAGUUGAAUUUCGCAGUAAAUGUUUGUAAUAAAAUCACAAGCCGUA
Messenger RNA from Drosophila virilis, 773 nucleotides. RefSeq names its product Glyoxalase 1 (gene Glo1). The record is from RefSeq and is a predicted model, not a curated record. Gene Ontology annotation, molecular function: metal ion binding; lactoylglutathione lyase activity. Lineage: Eukaryota; Metazoa; Arthropoda; Insecta; Diptera; Drosophilidae.